This is a messenger RNA of Lytechinus pictus (painted urchin), 5510 nucleotides long. RefSeq names its product octopamine receptor beta-3R-like. Gene Ontology annotation, biological process: G protein-coupled receptor signaling pathway. Gene Ontology annotation, cellular component: plasma membrane. The record is from RefSeq and is a predicted model, not a curated record. The transcript has a single exon. Bases 348 to 1487 code for a protein of 379 amino acids. Lineage: Eukaryota; Metazoa; Echinodermata; Echinoidea; Temnopleuroida; Toxopneustidae. Gene Ontology annotation, molecular function: G protein-coupled receptor activity.
CACAACCAAGAGAAGAAGGAUAUAAUCAAUCACCCACUUGUAAUUUGAUGCAGCACAGUAAAAUGAGCUCCCUGGAGACUACAAGGAUGUAAAUCAAAGCCACGUGCGAAUGAGCUACGGUGACGAGAUCAUUCAGAAAAAGAUCGUCAACUUCGUGAUUAAUAGGAUCAUCAUCAUCUAUGAGGUCAUUAUUUCACUUGUGAUGAAACCUUCUAAAACUAUCGCGGGAUAGUUUAUGACCAUCGACAUAAUUGAUCUCUUUUGUGACGAAAUAACCAAAAGUUUACAAAGUUAUAAAAUAGAAGAAAGAAUUAAGAUCUUCAUUAGCAAAGAGGAAUCAUUUCAGGAUGGAAGCUACACGAGAAGAGAGCCUUCAUAAAGUCACUUACCAAAGAUGUCCACAUGAAUUCAACCAAACUGAGGAUAAUGGCAUAAUGAACCUGGCGAUAUUCCAAGCAUAUACGAUACCGAUGAUACCUCUUGCAGUUUUUGUGGUUAUUGGUAAUUCACUAGUUAUUGCUGCCGUCUACAGGAAACGUGCUCUACGAACUCCAACCAACCUAAUCCUCACCAGCCUAGCUGUAGCUGAUCUUCUAACUGGCCUGGUAGCCUGUCCUUUGCAGAGUUUUGCUCUCUACAAAAUUUUCACCCCUCAGGCAACGACAUCAGUUAUUUUGACUCUUCCAUAUGUUGUGUUCAGCGGAAUAGCUUUUAUCCAUAUUGUAGGUGUGACGAUCGACCGUCACAUCGCCAUAACGAGACCGCUGCGUUAUGCUACAUUAGUGACGCAUAAGCGCGUCGGUCUUGGGAUAGUGCUUACAUGGGUUCUCUGUGUUGCCGGCUUCGCAGUUCGUACCACCUUUUCUGUCGUAAAGAACAUCAGCGAAGGCGGAUCGAUCAUCUGUGAAGCGGAUGAAUUCAAAACUCCAAUAGCUCGAAUCCAAGCAUGGUCCAUCCUUGCUUUCAUAUCCGUCUUAACUCCCUUGCUGAUUGUGUUUAACAUCAGAAUCAUGUACAUUGCCAUGAAGCAGUCUAGUGCCAUUCGUGGCCAAAGAGAUACCUUUGAACAUCUUGGACAACCGAGUUUACGCAGUGGUCGACUUAAAGCGGUUAAGACAACGAUAAUGAUCGUCGGCGCUUUUCUCGUUAGUUGGAUACCAGUCUAUGCUUACUUCUUGGUCCAGCUGGCUGAUGUUGGUGGUAUCAUCUUCCGGGAUGUCCUUGCUGUGGUGAGUCUCCUGUCAGUAGUCCUCAGUUCAGCCGUAAAUCCCUGCAUCUAUUGCUACAGGGAUAGGGAAUUCAGACAAGCAUUUUUGUGCAAACGGCUUCAAAGAUCAGGCAGUUCUGCUAUGCCUGGAUCCAGACAAUCAGCCAACCUUAAGCUGAGUGUGAGACAUAGCCCACAUUCUUCAGGAGUAGAUGUCGAUGUGAAUUACAAUUCUCUUGUUCUGACUUCAUUGGACUUGAUAGAUAAUACAGAAUGCUGAAAGGUUUAAAACCAAGGAAAUUAUCCUUACAUUUGUCACCUUGCAAACGGAGUAGGCGGUAAUGGCUGGCUCAAUAAAUUAACUUUGAACUGUGUCAUCCCCACCAAGCCACAAGCUUUUCCGAUUGAAUCCCUUUUUAAUAUGUGCCAAAUGUAUUUGUAGGAUCUAAAGUUACACAUUUGAUUUGAUAUGUUAUUCUAAGUGACACGAUAAACUUUUCUACAUGUAUAAUUCUUUGUCUUGUGGUGUUUGUAUUUUUACCUUCCGGCCUUUGAACAUUUUUACGCACAUGGCAGUAUUAUCUUUUUAGCGACUCCCAUACAAGCCUAAGAGGUGCUAUGUAAUCGGAAGGGCCUGCAUGGAAGAAAGAAGCAAACUAAAUUUUCACUUUGAACUUAAAAGCGUGAUACAGGAUGUGUAUUUGGAUAAACUAUUAUAAAACCUGUUAAGAUUCUAGGACGCAGAAUUGUUGAUGACUUUGGCAACCCAAAUUAAGUGACGAUCCCGAAUCGGUCAAAUUCAUGCUUUUUCAGGCUUUUUCAUCCCAUUAGUCUGACAAUACUCGCAAAAUGGAUAGAUUAUGUAUAAGUGAAUAGGCAUAUUACUCCCCCAUGGUUCGGAACUUGCGUUCUCCUUUGAUAAGACGAUUCAUGCUAAAAUAUGUGUCUUUUGGUGAAGUACCUAACACCAUGUAUUCUUCACUAUUAAUCACUGAUCCAGAAUGCUUGACAUUUAUUUGUAUUAUUUUAAUGCACAAUAAACCCCAAAACAUAUGCACAAAUUAUGUGAUUGAUUCUCUUCACUAACCAAACAUUUGCCUCUGAAAUAAUGUCUCUUUCAGUGAUUUUUGUGAAAAUAAAGGGUCACAAGGAGGAUUGUUGUAUAGUAGGCUUUCAAACUAACAUUCGUGCUUAAAACUGUUGUUAAUGAACCCCAACACAAGAUGCACUCCUUCAGGCUAAGUGGUGAAUGUAGACUACAAUAUGUUCGGUGAGACCAGAAAAACAAACUUGAUUGUGUGUAAUAUAUUAUCUACUGAAUUCACAAUUAAGUAUCUAAAACAUGGUAGAACUUUUUAAAUGGCAGAACGUUUAAAUAUGUUGAUUUUCCGGUGGGGUUCACUACUUUUGAGUACCACUUUCCAUAAUGACGUAGUGGAUUGCAACAUAUAAUUUUUUUUAUUUUAACUUAUCAAUUAAAAUAUCUUUAUACAAGAUAACAAGCUCAGAUUGACUGUUUUUCAGCAUGGUCCUGUUAACAUAAAGUAACAAUAUAUACAUAAAAGAUAAAAGUGUAACUUAGGUUCUAUACAAGUAAUGAAUGAAUUCAUUCAAUAACAUUGGAAUCAGAAUUAUCACUAAUACCAUGGAGGUAGAACCUCCAUGCUAAUACAAAAAUUGUUCAAAGAUGACAAAUUUAAUUUUGAGAAAAUCGAUGAAAUGAGAAUAGUUAUCCUGUAGACAACACAAUAACAGUAAAAUAUAAACUAAGGUGUAUAAUAUCAUUGACAUAAUAAAUAAUUCAACAAAAUGUAUAAAGGAAAUUAGGAAUAUAUUAUUGAGCAUAUUAUAUACUAGACUUAAGUAGAAAAUUUACAAAAAAAUAUCGCCAAGCAAAGUAUUGGAAGCUCAUUUGCUAAGAGUAUGAAUUUUAUUAUAACAUAUUGGAUAUCCCAAAUCAUGAACACAAUCAAGAAAAGAAAAAUAGAGUAAAAUGGAACUAAAAGCAUCUAAUGCUGAUUAUUGAAAUAAAACUUCUUAUAAAUCAAUUUAAAUAUUUCAAUAGUUUGUGCAUCGAAAUAUGUAUAAACAAAUAUCCAGGAAUCAAGUUUCCACUGUAUUCAUGAAGUGUCCCAAGACUAAAUGUCUGAAGUCAAUUAAAAAUUUAGAAGGAAGGAAAUCCUGAUAUUGAACUUGAAUUUUGAAUGUUAAUGGUAUAAAAGAUUUCAGUCUAUACAAUGUUUCGCUAUUUGCUUUGGAUAUUUAUUAUCCUGGUAUCAAAAUAUUGAAUUCAAUUAGGUACAGUACAUCGGACCCUAAAAAUAAAAUGCUUCUCUUUGGUAAAAUACCAUAUGGAUGGUUCCCAGAAACUGACAAAUUAUGCUCCACAAAAAGAAUGCAAGGAUUUAUAAUUUGAUAUUAAAAUCAAAUCAAUGCAUCCUUGCAUAUCAUGAUGAUUAACCAAACUGAAAUAGAUAUUGUGAAAGAAUUUUGGGGUUUUACUUUCAUAAUUUCUUAUGAAUGGCAGUUACGUAAUUAUUUGCAACUAAUGCUUUUUAAAUUGGAGGUCUGAAGUAAGUAGUUUUUUGUCGAAAAGUGAUGUUGGCCCCUUUGCAACAAUGCAAAAAACCAAUCAAAUAUUUUAAUUUAGAUCUCAAUGUAAAAGGCGUUGGCUGAAUGAGAGCAAACAUUUUAUUUUUAAAUCAGGGGGAAAUGACUAUUUUUGUUGAGCUUUUACUUGCGAUGCUGCAAGAUCUGUCAUUGGUUUUUAAGAGGCACGUGUUAUGGCUAUAUAUCUGGACCCUUCCACCCCAUAAGGCCCAAUCUUCAGGAAAACAAAUGUGAUUUUUAUCUGAGAUAUACUUGUUCAGCAUUAUAACUUUGGUUUGGUUUGGUUUUAUUUACCGUAUAAAAAUCACAAUAAAAUACAUUUCACAAGAUAUUGUAUUAAAUAUAAAUAUAUAAACAUGCACAUAAAAAUAUACGGAUGGAUCACUCUAUUCAGAGCCAUUAAUAUAAUGGCUCUGUUCUUCCUAGAGGCCCAGUCAAAGUAACAUGAGAAAUAAUAUGACAUAUAUAUAUAUAUAAUGACACAUUGAUGAUAACACGUAUUUAAAAUAUUAUUAAUUGAAAAAAUAAAUAAUAAUAAAUACUACACAAAAGCAAGUGGUAAACAACUGAAAAUAAUAAUAAUUAGACACAAUUACGCAAUAACAGUCCUAAACCUUUCUUAUUCCUAAUGAUACCUUAAACCUUAACCCCCCCCCCCCGGUCAACCAAAAGUUUAAAGAUCAAAGGUUUCUGUCCAUUUAUCAAGGUCAGUUUUAAAUAAAGUGAGUGUGUUGGGUCUGCGAAGAUUAAGUGCCUUGGUGAAUCCUAAUGAUACUUUUCUAGCCGACACCCACCUUAUUUUAGUCUGGUCUAACAGUAUAGUAAUCAGAUAUGAAGUAAGGUAUACACUGGUAACAUGUGACACACUUAUCAUUUCUAUGCUCUACCUAAACAUCAGAAGUGAAAGUUGAUGUAUAUAGAUGAUGCCAUGUGACAGGUGGGGAUUCCCCCUCCCACGCCACACACCUAACAUAUAUCGCACUUUCGAUUGAAUUUUGAAGUACAGGUUUUUGUUUCAUAAUUAUAGAAAUCGUACAACAUGGAAACAGUUUGUGCUGCUCAACAUUUUGUUGCACUGAAACUGUUGGCCAAAGUUUACAAUUGCACCACAUCAUUACUGAAUACAUACAAAGAUAAUGAUAAUUGGUUUAUUUGAAUGGAUAACUAGGAUCGAUGCCUCUGCCUCUUGUAAUGCCAUGGAGUAAUUAAUGCAAAUUUCAUGCAUCGUUUACAUUUGUCUCGGCGAGCACACUCAUUAAUAGUCCAUUUAAAGGCAUACAGACUUUUGUCCCAAGGUACUUAAAUCAUUCUUGUUGAUGUAGAUGGCUAAAUAUGUCUGGUUAAAGGAGGUUUUUCUUAAAAAAAAACACCUUCUCUUUUACUCUUAAUUUACUUCCUCGUUCACAUGUAUGGAAGGAGGUGUAAUGAAGUCAGACGUAUUCUAGUAGAAUAACCAACAAAACAACGUCUUAAGCAUUCAGUCUAGCUUUGUGCUUGCUAUAAUUUGAAUCGGUUCAGAUUAAGCCUUUUUUCAAGAAAGUAGUAUUCAUUGAUUUACAAGAAGUAAGAAAGGAUACCGGCAGUGUGCUUUAAAUGUGACGUUCAAGUUUGUCGGGGAUGUAAUGUUUGUCUAUUCAUUUUAAUUGUGUUUGAUAAUUUUUUCAUAUCGGGUUAUGAUAGUUGUGAGGAUAAU